CCUCUACUACAUCUGAAGAGUUGAAGAUGAAGCUCUGCUGUGCUGUGGCUGUGGCUGUUGCCGUCCUGGUGCUGGCUCUCUGCUCUCAGGGAGACAGCCAGACUGCUGUUGGACCGGACAAAUGCUGUUUUGAAUUUUACAGCAAGAAGCUUCCUGCAAACAAGAUAAAUGCCUAUAAAAUGACCCGUGCCGACUGCCCCAAACCAGGCGUGAUCCUCACUACUGUCGGCAACAAAGAAAUUUGUGCCAACCCAAAGGUGAAGCAAAUCCAGGCCAUUAUUGAGAAAAUCGACAAUCUGUUUGGAACUCAGACCACCACCGGUGCACCCUAAGAUCAGCCUGGGUUAAAUCCAAGAACUUGUCGUUGUCACCAACUAUACAUAUGCAAUUUGUACAUCUCAAAAUAGUCAAUCUGUUUGGCACGUGUCCAUCAACAUCUUUUAGAGUGAAGAGUUUUUGUGGUUUAUUCCAUGGCAGAAUUAUGUUUCAACCAUUGAGGUCCUCUAUGGCAGAAUUACGAUUUGUUCGAAACAUAAUUUUGCCAUAGAAUAAAAAUAAUGUAUUUUUUAAAGGAUUUUAAUUGCAUGGACUCCUUUUAAAAUCUGAAUAAGUUUUGCUCCUGCACCUUAACCUGGGAUGAGCUCAAUCUUACGUCUCAACGUAAUCCAUCAACGCGCCAUCAGCUAUAUGCAGAAAUGUUCUUCUCUGAGAUGUAUUGGUACUCAGUGGUGUAGUGCAAUAUGUGUGCAAAAGAUGUGCUCGUCACAUUCAAUGGCUUUUUUGCACAACUGUGUUUUUUUGUAAUGUCUUUUGUGGAAAUCUUCCUGAACCAAAUAUGAGGAGAUUAACCGCAUGACUUCUGAAUGUAUAAUAUAUCACCCUAAUAAAUA
Molecule: messenger RNA, 890 nt
Organism: Engraulis encrasicolus (European anchovy)
Lineage: Eukaryota; Metazoa; Chordata; Actinopteri; Clupeiformes; Engraulidae
Product: monocyte chemotactic protein 1B-like
Exons: 3
Coding region: 27-332 (101 amino acids)
Biological process (GO): immune response
Cellular component (GO): extracellular region
Molecular function (GO): chemokine activity
Source: RefSeq, a predicted model, not a curated record